AACCCAUUCGAACACGGUGUUUGUUUCCGGUACGAGGGGGAUUUAUUUUGCAGGGUGCACACGCUUCAUAGUGGAGCACGAUGGAUUCACAGAGAGUGAUGGAUUAUCUGAUUGAGGUAGAGCUCGCUGCUGAAGAUGUGCUGUCUGAUAAACAACAGAUUGUAGACCUGGAUGGGAGAAGAAACAGAAACCGAGAAGCUUUGAAUGCUCUGAAGAACAGCAACACUGAUAAAGACAAAGUCAAGGUGUGCUUUGGGAACAUGUUCAUUAAAUUCCCCAAGGAGAGCACCAAAUCCAUGAUUCAGAAAGAUCAAGAGCAGAUCGAACAGGAGAUAAACAACCUCCGGAAAGGUCUCAAAGCAAAAGUAAACCAGCUCAAUGAUCUACAAGGGAAGCCUGAAAUCAGAGGAUACCACCUGUCACCACUGUCUGGUGAUGAGCUCAAGGCUAUUAAUGGCAUCCUGAAGAGAUAGAAACAGCUUCAAUUUAAUGUUAAAAGGCAAAGAUGACGAGGGACAUGAGGUGGUUAGAAUCAUCAGUGAUGAUGAUGCUCAUGAGGAUGAUGCUAGUCUCUUUGUUUCACACACUGUAUCUGUACAUUAUGUUUUGUACUGUGUACUAUGUACUGUUAUGGUAAAAUCUUCGUUUCCCAGCGAAGGAGUGCAAACUUCUGCACUCAGAAGUUUGCACUCCUUCGCUGAAAAACGAAGAUUUCAACGAUACCUUGACAUUUACAGUCGUUCCUCCAUUGUUUAAAUAAAGAGGUCAAUAAAGGGGAAAACCUCAGCUGACCGAGAUAAUCACAUGUUCUGCUGUUUGUUCUGGCUGUUCUUGCAAUUCCUGUCUGUAUUUUUUCCUCCCCUCAGUUAUUUUUCUUCUACUCUUUGGGCUUGUCUUGGUAUGUACGUGUUUCUGAGCGAUGAACGUGUUUCCUUUUCCAGCUGAACGAAAGGUCAAACUGUGUGAUAGUCUUAGAAAGUCAGUUGAAGUAAUAACUGUUAAUAGCAGCUACAACAAUGUAAUAACGAUUAACUUGUCUUCUGGAUGAUCCACAAUAAAUUAAUUCUCUCUCUCUC
Molecule: messenger RNA, 1076 nt
Organism: Tachysurus fulvidraco (yellow catfish)
Lineage: Eukaryota; Metazoa; Chordata; Actinopteri; Siluriformes; Bagridae
Gene: pdrg1
Product: p53 and DNA-damage regulated 1
Exons: 5
Coding region: 81-473 (130 amino acids)
Biological process (GO): protein folding
Cellular component (GO): prefoldin complex
Source: RefSeq, a predicted model, not a curated record